Messenger RNA from Guyanagaster necrorhizus, 1776 nucleotides. RefSeq lists its product as uncharacterized. Gene Ontology annotation, molecular function: 3'-5'-RNA exonuclease activity; protein binding. The record is from RefSeq and is a predicted model, not a curated record. The transcript has 2 exons. The coding region runs from base 1 to 1776 and encodes 591 amino acids. Lineage: Eukaryota; Fungi; Basidiomycota; Agaricomycetes; Agaricales; Physalacriaceae.
AUGGGCUCGCCAGCCGGUCAGAUCAUCACGCAGCACUGGCAGCAGCAGCUCUUCAAAUGCGAAACGGUUCGGUCGUCACGCUCACCCCAUUUCCGAGCGCGGGCCAAUGCUCUUGCGUCACGGACUGUCGCAAAGUCUGCUAUUCCCAUCACGAAUCCAAACAAGCCGGAGGAGCCUGUCGACGAUGAAAACCAUCCGUCGUCAACAGUCGCACCCAUAGCGGAGGCACCGAGACCAACGGCGGUCGCCCCACCACAAAACAAUUGGGGUUCGCUAGACAUGGGUGGCAUCGGUCUCAAGAAUUUGCCUCCAUCAUCAGGCCUAUUUUCAUUCACAUUCCUUAUUAAUUUGUACCUGAACCACAACGCUCUUGAGGUGGUACCACAACAGAUAUCUGCCCUACGGCACCUCGAAUUGCUCGACAUUUCAGGGAACAACCUCCAACAACUUCCUCCAGAGCUCGGUAUGCUCACUCAGCUCAAGGAACUCUAUUUCUUCGACAACCAAGUCACCACUAUCCCCCAUGAGCUAGGCACGUUGCACCAACUACAAACCCUCGGCAUUGAAGGGAACCCAAUAGAACCGCCACUGAAGGCCAUGGUCCAAAAAGAUGGCACUCACGCCCUCAUUUCCUACUUGCGCGAUUCGUGCCCCGUCUUUCCCCCUCCUCCAGAACGGCAGUGGAAGCACCUCGAUCCAUCGUCAACAGCCGGUACCAACAGUGAGACGCUCAGCGUUCUCUGCUACAAUAUUUUGUGCGAAAAGUAUGCGACCGAACGCCUGUAUGGUUACACACCAUCGUGGGCCCUCGGCUGGGAGUACAGAAAAGAGAUUAUUCUCUCCGAGGUCGUCUCCCACUCGGCCGACUUCCUAUGUCUCCAGGAGGUGGAUAUCGCGCAGUACGAAGAUUACUUUGUCAAGAACCUGCAGACGCGAGAUUACGAGGGUGUCUUCUGGCCAAAGUCUCGUGCAAAGACAAUGCCUGAAGCAGAUCGGCGGAUGGUGGACGGAUGCGCAACCUUCUACAAUGCAGCACGCUUCAAGCUCGUAGAGAAGAUCCUUGUCGAGUUCAGCGCCGUUGCAAUGCAGAGACAGGACUUUAAGAAGACAGAUGACAUGUUCAAUCGGGUUUUGGGCAAGGACCAUAUCGCCGUAAUUUGUCUCUUGGAGGACAAGCAGACAGGGACGCGGUAUGUGAUUGCGAAUGCACACAUACAUUGGGAUCCAGUGUACCGGGAUGUCAAGCUCGUACAGGUAGCGCUCUUGGUGGAAGAGAUCGAGAAGAUAGCGUCGUCAUUCACCCUGUAUCCCCCACCAGCAGGAAUGCCGGCCAAGUAUUCCGAAGGGACCAAAAUACCGUUGAUUAUCUGCGGUGAUUUCAAUUCAGUGCCAGAGAGCGGUGUUUAUGAGUUCCUGCAAAAUGGAGUGCUCAGUGCCGAUCACCAGGAUUUCAUGAAGCAUGUGUAUGGACGGUACACGGAGGAAGGGCUGAGGCAUCGAUUAGGACUAAAGAGCGCAUACGGCACAGGGCAAGGCGGAGAGAUCCUACCAAUGACGAACUACACGCCGAGCUUUAGGGGCGUCAUCGAUUACGUGUGGUAUUCGACAGCGACGCUUGCAGUGAAUGCAGUGCUGGGUGAGGUCGACAGGGAGUAUUUAGACAAGGUGGUGGGGUUCCCAAAUGCACACUUCCCAUCAGAUCACAUAUGUCUAAUGAGUGAGUUCAGAGUCAAGUCGGCCUCCAAAACGACGCCGACAAUACCUCCUACACCGUAG